Folsomia candida is the source of this 1795-nucleotide messenger RNA. Its product is annotated as neuropeptide FF receptor 2. NCBI's taxonomy places the organism in Eukaryota, Metazoa, Arthropoda, Collembola, Entomobryomorpha, Isotomidae. The coding region runs from base 455 to 1528 and encodes 357 amino acids. Gene Ontology annotation, cellular component: membrane. Gene Ontology annotation, biological process: G protein-coupled receptor signaling pathway. Gene Ontology annotation, molecular function: G protein-coupled receptor activity. The transcript is spliced from 9 exons. The record is from RefSeq and is a predicted model, not a curated record.
UGGGAUUUUCACAUAGGAAGAUGAGACGAGGACAGAAUAGACUAGCUGCAACUUCCCCUACUCAGUCUCAUUUCAACCCAACUUACGAGCCGUCAUCACAAACUCGAUAGAAACUUACAGUUAUUCAGUUAUAACUGAUUUACCUCUGGAUAUCAUUUGCACAGAAUAUCACCGCUACGUACAUACACACUGGGUUUACCACCCGGGCUGUCAAUAACGCUGUGGGUUUUAGUUGAAUGCCAGUAAAUAAGAUAAAAUAAAUCCAAUGGUCUUAGAAAAUUAAUAUUUGUCUAUUUGAGUUCAUACAGUAGUACUUCAUAUCGGCAACAAUAACAAGGUUGAACUAGGACCAGUUUGAUCUGUUGGCAGUUUCCAUUCGCGUGUAGUACUUACGUUGAUUUAUGAGUGAAAGUUCUUUGUAGAGUUGGAAAUCCUGUUUAAAGACUGGUUAAAAAUGAGGGACAUUUGGUUUGAAGUGAACACCACAGCGUUUCACAACGGAAACGUGAGCAUCAAUGACAUUUUGGAAGAAUUUACUUGGGAUCACCAUUAUUUGUACCAUCACCCUGAGAAUAUCUUCCUGAUUGCGAUUUAUCUCCCAGUUUUUCUCAUCGCUCUCAUUGCAAAUAUUUUUGUCAUUGCUGUGUUCAUCAAGUAUCGCUCCUUCCGAACCGUGACAAACUGUUUCCUUCUAAAUCUCUCCUGUGCUGACCUCCUCGUCUCUCUGAUCUGCAUGCCUGCCGCCGUAGGUCAAGCAAUUCACAGUGCAUGGUUAUUCGGAGAUUUCAUUUGUAAGGCAAGCCAUUACAUGCAAGGAGUGGCCGUAGGAGCUUCAGUGUUCACAUUAACAGCCAUGAGUUUGGACAGGUAUCUGGCAAUUAGGCAUCCACUCAAGAGGAAAAAUUUUGUGACAAAAAAACUGACGUUAAAAGUGAUAUUUUUCAUUUGGGUGAUUUCCUUGUCCAUGUUUUCGCCGAUUUUGUACGUCCGUCGGACCGACGGGUUCAGAUUUCUCACACACGAUUUUGUAUUCUGUUUGGAGGAAUGGAGCAACUCUAUCACUCAACGACUAUUUGGUUCAGUAGUUUUUGUCGUGGUAUAUGCGCUUCCGGGAAUAAUUAUGGUCGUCGCCUAUGCCUUGAUGGGGUGCACACUUCGAGAAGUUCACUUGUUCCCAGAGAUGAACGAUGACACGAGACAAGUUCAGAUCUACACCUUGGCCACAAUCAAUUUGAUGAAGGAAAGGAGAAAAGUGGCACGAACGUUAAUGGUUCUUGCCAUAGUGUUCGCCUUUUGCUGGCUCCCCUCCAGCGUAUUGGGCUUAAUUCUGGACUAUACAGCCCCGUCGUCGUCGACCAAGCCUGGGACAUCCACUUCUGAGACCUCGGAGUAUGACCUUUAUAUAAAAUUGCACAGAUUCCUAAUCCUUUUAGGACAUGCAAAUAGUUCGAUUAACCCGUUCUUAUAUUGUCUAACAAGAAACUUCAGAAAUCUUGCAAAGGACUGGUAUCACUCUGUACGGAGAUAAAAUUUUGCCCCCCCCCCUAAAGCUUAAUAUUAUAUUAUGUUCUCCUCAAGGCCAACAAUAUGUUUCGUAAGUAGUUUGUCUGGUAAAUAUGCUAGAGUUGGAGUAAGUGCAGUGAUAAACUGGGGUAUAUGUACAUAUAUAUGUAUUUACGAAUAUGUAGCAUGUCCAAGAAAUUAAAACGUUAGCAUUCUCAAAUUAUUAAUUUUGUCAAAUUGAUAUUUUUAGAUUUAAUAGCAAAUACAUUCUGAUUAUCCAGAAAAAUCUUCA